Molecule: messenger RNA, 183 nt
Organism: Acanthoscelides obtectus
Lineage: Eukaryota; Metazoa; Arthropoda; Insecta; Coleoptera; Chrysomelidae
Source: the annotation of a GenBank genome assembly
AUGAUGAACACUGUUGAUGUAGUGCUGUUCACUAUAGGGUUCUCGAAUGACUCUCAGUGGUGUUUUAGUGUUGUGACGUGGGUGUCAUUUGUCUCCAAAGUGGAAGUUAGGUCUACUUCCAACUCUUCUGAGGGAAACAGGAUACAAGUGCAGCAAACUGGGUCUCAUCUACUUGUGUGUUAG